Messenger RNA from Scomber scombrus (Atlantic mackerel), 6475 nucleotides. It is a transcript of the gene kdm4c, whose product is annotated as lysine (K)-specific demethylase 4C. Gene Ontology annotation, biological process: chromatin remodeling. The record is from RefSeq and is a predicted model, not a curated record. The transcript is spliced from 22 exons. Gene Ontology annotation, molecular function: histone H3K9 demethylase activity; histone H3K36 demethylase activity. Bases 269 to 5170 code for a protein of 1633 amino acids. NCBI's taxonomy places the organism in Eukaryota, Metazoa, Chordata, Actinopteri, Scombriformes, Scombridae. Gene Ontology annotation, cellular component: nucleus.
CAGCUCAUCUCCUGUGCUGUGGGUUUCGUGGAUCUCACAGCUCAUGGAUAGGGCUCCUGCAGCACCGUCAGCCUGUCUGCCGUGUCCAUCAGCAGACUCUCCCGGUGUAGAUCUGCGCUGCAGCCGGUCUCAGACGCGUCCCAUUCACGGAGCAGCAGCAGCAGCCUGAGCAGCUGUCAUGAGAAUCAGCUGGACGAACAAGGAAGGAGAUAAACAACAACACGACUCCGUCUUUCUAAAUCAAGGUUUUAUCUGGUGAGGCGGCAGGAUGGCGGGGGCAGAGGUGUUCACCCCUGCAAACCCCACCUGCAAGAUCAUGACCUUCAGGCCUACUAUGGAGGAGUUCAAGGACUUCAACCAGUACCUGGCUUACAUGGAGUCUCAGGGUGCACACCGCGCAGGCCUGGCGAAGGUGAUUCCUCCUAAAGGCUGGAAGCCUCGUCGCACCUAUGAUGACAUAGAUGAACUGAUGAUCGACGCUCCCAUCCAGCAGAUGGUGGCCGGCCAGUCAGGGCUCUUCACUCAAUACAACAUUCAGAAGAAGCCUCUUAAUGUGGCGGAGUUCAGGCGACUAGCUAACAGUGACAUGUACUGUACACCUCGCUACCUGAACUACGAAGAUCUUGAAAGAAAGUAUUGGAAGAACCUCACUUUUGUCUCACCCAUAUAUGGUGCGGAUGUCAGUGGCAGCCUCUAUGAUGAGGAUGUGGAGGAGUGGAACAUCGGCCACCUGAACUCUAUCUUGGAUGUUAUUGAGGAGGACUGUGGUGUAUCCAUCCAGGGCGUCAACACCCCAUAUCUGUACUUUGGCAUGUGGAAGACCACCUUCUCCUGGCACACAGAAGAUAUGGACCUGUACAGCAUCAACUAUCUCCACUUUGGAGAGCCAAAGUCCUGGUAUGCCAUCCCCCCUGAGCAUGGGAAAAGACUGGAGCGCCUGGCUACAGGUUUCUUUCCCAAUAGCUUCAAGGGAUGUGAGGCUUUUCUUCGUCACAAGAUGACUCUAAUCUCCCCUUCCAUACUGAAGAAGUAUGGCAUUCCCUUUGAUAAGAUUACUCAGGAAGCUGGAGAGUUUAUGAUCACCUUCCCUUAUGGCUACCAUGCUGGCUUCAAUCAUGGUUUCAACUGUGCUGAGUCAACCAACUUUGCCACUGUGCGCUGGAUAGACUAUGGCAAGGUUGCCACACAGUGCACAUGUAGCAAGGACAUGGUAAAAAUAUCUAUGGAACCGUUUGUGAAGCGUUUUCAACCUGACCGGUAUGCAAACUGGAUGUUGGGCAAAGAUUCGACACCUAUUGACCACACAUUUGCCACUCCUAGUAGUACACCUGAGCUGCAGAGCUGGUUGCAGAGGCGCCGCAAGACAAAACCUGCCAAUAAAGGCAGCACCCACUCUCGAAUGCGCUCCAAGCGCCUCAGAACCACAGAGGAACCUGUUGGUCUGGAUGGCAGCUCGGCUCUGACUGGCAGCAAGAGAAAAGGUCUGGGUGGUCCACCUGGGCCCAAGGUGCGAAGGUCUGUUGCAGGGCCAGCCUGCAAGGCAGAAAAGGUGGAGGAAGAGGAAAAAGAGGGGAAAAAAGAAGGCAGGGAAGCUGAAUCAAAGCACAACCAGAAUCUUAACUCUGCUCAGCUUUCUGGUGCUUGCAGACAGAUGUGUGUGGUCAAGGUAAAUCGAGUAGAGAGUAAUCGUUUGGGAUUUUCUACUGUGGAUCCUAAAAACUCUUGCUCCAGCUCCUUUCCCUCCCCUGCCUCAGUAGUAAAGAAUGACUUAAAGGCAGAGACAGACACUCAUCCUGAUCCUGAUCCUCAAUACAUCUCAGAGUCAGGGGUCACGAGCAGGACUCCUGAAGGACUCAGACAUUGGCCUGAGGCUACCCAGAUGCAUCCGAAAAUUAAUGAAUCAAGGUGUUGCUCUCCUCAACCACAAGACCUCUCUUCUCAGGAUUGCUCUACCAGGGCUGAUCCCUGGGAGGCCUCCAAACACAGCUCAUCUUCCCACACAACAAAUACACAGAUGGGUUUGUGUCCUCCAGACUCUGAAGUUCAGACUUCUAGUUCCUUGUGUCGAGAAGACUCUUUACGCCUAGCACCAAACACUGAGAGCAGCAUGGACACAGGUGCUGAGAAUCACAUUAAUGAUACUGCUAAGGCAGAAAAAAUGGACACUGUUGACCCAAAACGUAUCAAUCCACACUCCACUAAAGAAGCACUUUAUGAUCCCAGAACUGAGCCAGUAGAGGGGGGUAGUAACACACAAUGUGGCCCUUCCUCCUCUUCAGGACACAAUUGCAGUUCAAAAACCAGCAGCACUGAAGAAAUUAUUUUCCCUCCUCUGUUACAGAGGAAUGCGGGGGAUAUGCCACAUCUCACUCCUGAGCCAGCAGAUAAGGUUGGAAUCUGUCCGUUGCCACCUGUACUGACCCAAGAGAUGCCCUCCCUCACCCCUGCGGACGAUGGGUUAACUGACAGACCGAAAUCUAGAACGUACACUCACCAGGUUGCACCUGUGCUUCAGCGGGAGACGCCAGCUGGCUCCCAAUCCUCACAUGGAGCCAAACAGAAGGAGACAAAGACUGACUCAAUGAUGUCAAAAGAAUCUCUUACUGCAGAACACGCCAACAACUGGCAUUUAGAUCCUCCGUAUAAUUGUGGCGGGCCAGCAGUAUCUGGUUUAGAACGUAGCUCAGCUCAUUUAACUAGCAAUGCUAUGCACAAAAUAACAUCUGGUCGUGUCCAGGAAAUACUAAUAAUGCCAGAGAUUGCAGCAGAAAAGGGUCACACAAAGCUAGAAAAUCUUACUCCUGGACAGAGUAAUGUCUCCUCUCACCACCUAGUUCAGAGCGUUGCACCCCAAACAGAGCAGCAGUCCAGCUUAGCAGAGUUAGAAAGUAAAGAUAACUCCAAGGACCCAGCUCAAAGAGACAGUGUCUUCAGUCUCAGAAGUACUGGCUCUCUUUUGACUGGUGCCUCAAACAAUAAUCCCCAGGCCCCUUCCCCUCCAGUACGCUCUCAAAAUGACAGUCACUCAGCAUUACAGCUUCACAACACAACAUACUCCCCUUCACAUUGUACCUCAUACAUAGAGCCCAAACCCUUCUCCAGCAGCAUUUGGAAAAACUUCAACUCCCAGGGUCCUGCAGUACUCAUCCAGAGUCUCCACCCAGAACUCCCUUCUGACUUCACUCAUGACCCCCUACCUUACACCAUGUGGACUGAACCACAGUGCAAAGAGGUCACAGACCUGGAGGACCCAGAACAAGACCUCCGUGAGUCAGAGAGCCAGGAGGAGGAAGCUGGGCCUCUCACCUGGGCCCAGCUUGAGCCCACCUCUUUAGUUUCAGUUGGUGCUGUAGAGCCCCUGGGGUUUUGUGGAGAUUAUGAGCUGGGGAGACAGAGGGAGACAGAGGAGAGUCUGCACUCAGAUACUGCUGUUUCACCCCCAAUGAUAGGGGUAGGAGAACAGGACGGGGUGUCCGAUAUGGAAGAAGGGGGGUCUGAUGGGGAAGAGGCAGAGCAGCCAAGUAGUGCCAAGGGAGAGACCAGUAGUGAUUCAUCUGAUGAAGAGGAAGAAGAAGAGGAGGAAAAUGAUACAAGCAACUACGAGUGUGAUGAAUCGGGCCUGGAACCUGGGGAGGUUUGUGCUUACCCUGCCCUGUCAGUGAAGAGAACCACUAAGAGCUGGCGUCACCCACUCAGGAAACCUACUGCAAGGGCUGUACCCACUGCCGUCAAACAACAGGCUGCCAGUGAUGAUGAGCCCCCUGAAGCAAGCCUGGCAGAGGAGGAGGAGACUGAAAUUGAAACGUGGGCGAAACCCCUCGUUUACCUGUGGCAGAGCAGGAAGAGCUCCUUCACAGCAGAGAGGGAGUACAAUGCUCAUGCAGCCACCAUGCAGCCAUAUUGUGCUGUGUGCACACUCUUCAUGCCCUACUAUCAGGCUGAAGACAAAGCAGAGGACAAUAGACCUUUCAUAGCUAAGGACACUUCCGAAUCAUCCUCUCUUGAGGAGGGCUCCACACGUCCCUGCAGAGGUCUGAGGAGGACCAAGCCCCUGGUCCCUGAGAUCUGCUUUUCUUUCCGGGAGCAGAACUGCCCUCCGACACCCACAAACCCUCUGCUGCAGGAAGAUGGCACCUCCCCUCUGCUCUACUGCCAGGGCUGUUGCCUGCAAGUCCAUGCAAGUUGCUAUGGUGUCCCUGCAGAUGAUGUCAGCGAACAGUGGUCAUGUGAUCGCUGCACAGAAGGAAGUUUUACAGCAGAAUGCUGUCUCUGUAACCUCAGAGGUGGGGCUCUGAAGAAAACCCAAAACGACAAAUGGGCCCAUGUGAUGUGUGCAGUAGCACUACCAGAGGCGAGGUUCAGCAAUGAAGCCAAGAGGGGUCCCAUUGACACCAGUAGGAUCCCCAUGCAGCGAUAUAAGCUGAAGUGCAUCUAUUGUCGUAAGCGCUGCGCGGGGAGGCGGCAGGCAGGUGCUUGUAUCCAGUGCUCAUGCGGCCGGUGUCCCACCUCCUUUCAUGUGACCUGUGCCCAUGCUGCCGGUGUAAUCAUGGAGCCUGAUGAUUGGCCGUAUGUGGUGUCAAUCACCUGCCAUAGACACCAAUCACGGAGCUCUUCAGCUAAGCAGCGAGCAAGCCAAGCGUCUAUCUCACUGGGCCAGACGGUGAUCUCAAAACACAAGAACCUGCGCUACUACAGCUCCAAGGUCACACAGAUCACGUCCCAGAUGUUCUACGAGGUCAUGUUUGAUGAUGGCUCCUUCUCCAACGAUACCUACCCUGAGGAUAUAGUGAGCAGAGAUUGUGCAAACUUGGGUCCUCCUGAAGUGGGGGAAGCUGUUCAAGUGAAAUGGCCUGAUGGGCUCUUCUAUGGUGCCAAAUACCUGGGAUCCAACGUCUCCUACAUGUACCAGGUGGAGUUUGAGGACGGGUCUCAGGUGCUGGCAAAGAGAGAAGAUGUCUAUACUUUAGACGAAGACCUGCCCAAAAAGGUGAAACGUAGACUUUCCACGGCCUCAAGCAUGCGUUUCCAGGACGCCUUCUUUACCACGCAAGGGGAGAGGAAACGGCAGCGAACACCUAAUUCACGAUUCCAAAAAGACUAUGUGGCCCUGCCAGGCCUCCGUACAACUGCCAAAAGCACAUGGGAGCAACGCAGCCACAAAGGGAAAUGAAGUCAUGGGGAAGUAUCAGUGAGAAUUGAAUGCACUGAGUUAACAGUGGAUGUAGAGGGGAGGUUGUGUGUGUGUGUGUGUGUGUGUGUGUGUGUGUGUGUGUGUGUGUGUGUGUGUGUGUGUGUGUGUGUGUGUGUGUGUGUGUGUGUGUGUGUGUGUGUGUGUGUGUGUGUGUGUGUGUGUGUGUAUCAAUCUACUUCCAUCUUAACGACUAUUGCCCAGACAACCUCCCUGUGAAUAGAUCAGAGGAAAUGAUGUAAGGGAAUUGGUGAUUUGGGUGAGAUGGAGGUUACAAUACCUGCGCUUGUACAUUAUACAUCAGUGAUUGGUUGAUGGGUGGUGUGACAUGCUGCAGACGAAUUCUGAUUGGACAGCUGGACUCUACAGAAUGGGUUAACCGAUGGCAUUGUUGCCUCACUUGCCUAGUGCUUUCACAUCCGUCAGGGAAAAAACAAACUGUGACUUAACAUUUGUCACAUCACCCUUUUUGAAAUAAACCACCACUUUUUUCCUUGUACAUGAAAAAUUCAAAAGUGAGAUUUUUCUAAAUAGCUUGCCUACAGUAGGUUUUUUGGGGGUCUGUUAUUUCCAGUUUAAUUUUGAGUAUUUAUGCACUUUGCUUGUAGUAUUUUCCUCAUGUCUUACUGUUUCUCCCCGCAUGUUAAACACUGUCUCUAAACUGCUUCUGCUGGGCCAAAUCCAAGCACACCACAAUGGCUUCCUCUCUGCACAUUUUUUAAUUAAUGCUGACAGAAAUAUGUUAAUUGUGUAAUUUGACAUUGAAAAAUGCAUCAGUAGAGAAAAAAAUGAUUGAAGACAUGCUAAUCACGCAAGGUAAAAAGAUUCAGACAGGAAGUCAUUCCUGUGUGUUGGAUUCUGAGCCCUUUUAACGUGAAAUGCUACUGUUACUCUGUUGAAUGAAACACAUUGAUGACAUUAUUUAAAAUUUGUAUUUAUUUCUGGCUUGGUAUAGUUAAACUAUUGCUAACUGCUGUAAGGAAAACAAUAAAAAUGCAUAUUUGUUUUUUUUGUAAUUGAAUUGUCAUUAAUUUAUUGGCAAUUCCAGAUGCAGUGGAAUAAACUGCUUACAGUAUGUGAUGGUGUACACUAGUUUGACCAUUGAAUCCAUUGAAUUCGGGUUAUAUGUUUGAUGCUGAAAAUGAAUAUUGGAACAAUAAUUUGAACAAUAAUCCAUAUUUAAAUGGUUAUUUUAUUAAAAUAUACACUACAAUGUGAUGUUGUGAUUGCUAUGUUGAAAAAAAGUGAAAGGGAUGAUAACAUUGCCAGUGCUGGCUAUGAAUGAUU